Molecule: messenger RNA, 3116 nt
Organism: Pelobates fuscus (common spadefoot toad)
Lineage: Eukaryota; Metazoa; Chordata; Amphibia; Anura; Pelobatidae
Gene: MEF2A
Product: myocyte enhancer factor 2A
Exons: 12
Coding region: 546-2144 (532 amino acids)
Biological process (GO): positive regulation of transcription by RNA polymerase II; cell differentiation; heart development
Molecular function (GO): protein dimerization activity; DNA-binding transcription factor activity, RNA polymerase II-specific; histone deacetylase binding
Source: RefSeq, a predicted model, not a curated record
UCUAGUGGCCAAUCGCCUGUUCCUUUGGGGUCACUGACGCCAUCGGUUGCCAAGAGGAAUCCAGCGUGCGAGCUGUCAAGCUAGCGGACCCAGCUCUCCCGCCCUCUGUAGUGACAGGGCGGCAGAGCCACACGGUAGCUCUCUGUUUCCCGGUAAAAGUUCUCCAGCCCAGCUCACACCCAACUUGAGAAGCCGCUCUCCUCCUCCUUGUCCGCUGCGCUCUUGGCUUAAGGAGCCACGGCUGACGUCACCGACCGGGCCCUUUUGCGCGGAGUGAUCCGCCCUCCUCAGCCCCCCGAGUUCCAGGAGGUAAAGCGCCAGCCGGCGGAGGAGCACUACCAGCACUUUCACUUGGACAGUUGGGGUGCAGGAAUAAGAAAGAAGUCCCCUGGGUCCAGAGCUAGAGGUCUCUUCAUAAAGAAGUACAGCCUCCAACUGAUGUAAGAACACCAGCUGCCUAACAUGCGUUAGGAUUUGGAAGAGUGCUAUCUUUGUGGAUUAUAAAUAUAAUAUUCUGGAUUUCAAAGGGAAAGAACAAAGUGACAAUGGGCAGGAAGAAAAUCCAGAUAACCAGGAUAAUGGACGAGCGGAACAGACAGGUCACCUUUACCAAAAGGAAGUUUGGGUUAAUGAAGAAGGCCUAUGAAUUGAGUGUACUCUGUGACUGUGAAAUUGCACUGAUUAUUUUCAAUGGCUCUAACAAACUGUUUCAGUAUGCGAGCACGGACAUGGACAAAGUCCUCCUCAAGUACACUGAAUAUAAUGAACCCCACGAGAGCAGAACCAACUCUGACAUAGUGGAGACUCUGAGAAAGAAAGGCUUAGAUGGUUGUGAGAGCCCAGAUGCUGAGAGAUACUUUGAGGAGGACACAUUCAGCAAACUAAAUGAAGAUAGUGAUUUUAUUUUCAAGCGAGACCCUGCUCUGAACAAGAAAGAACACAGAGGGUGCGACAGUCCGGACCCAGAUGGCUCUUAUGUGCUCACCCCCCACACCGAAGAAAAGUACAAAAAAAUUAACGAGGAGUUUGAUAAUAUGAUGCGCAAUCAUAAAAUCUCCCCUGGGUUACCGCAACAAAGUUUUUCAAUGUCCGUGACUGUUCCCGUGUCAAAUCCAAACACAUUAUCCUAUAGUUCUCAAGGAAACACGAUGGUUACAGCGUCUCUGGCGGCUAGUACUUCAUUAACUGAUGCAAACAUGCUGUCCCCUCCUCAGACAACGCUACAUCGAAACGUUGUCUCCCCAGGGAUACCACAGAGGCCAUCUAGUACAGGAAAUGCAGGUAUAAUGCUAGGUACGAGUGAUCUCUCUGUGCCAAAUGGAGCCGGCGGCAGUCCAGUUGCAGGUAAUGGGUUUGUGAACCCUCGUGCUUCUCCUAGCCUACUGGGGCCAACUGGCGGUAAUGGAAUGGGAAAAGUGAUGCCCACAAAGUCUCCACCUCCACCAGGGGGCAACCUAGGGAUGAACAGCCGGAAGCCAGAUCUACGUGUAGUCAUACCCCCGUCCAGUAAAGGCAUGAUGUCCCCUUUGACGGAAGAAGAUGAAUUGGAUUUGAAUACCCAAAGGAUAAUCAGCUCUCAGUCUACACAAUCUCUUGCUACACCAGUUGUCUCAGUAACAACUCCCAGUUUAGCUCCACAGGGCCUGGUGUACUCUGCAAUGCCUACUGCCUACAAUACAGAUUACCCUCUGACCAGUGCGGAACUGUCUGUUCUACAAGGGUUUAACUCCCCAGGAUUACUGCCUUUAGGACAGGUGUCUGCUUGGCAGCAGCAUCACAUAGGACAAGCUACCCUCAGUUCUCUUGUGUCUGGUGGGCAGUUAUCUCAGGGUUCAAACUUGUCUAUCAGUACCAACCAAAACAUCAACAUAAAAUCUGAGCCAAUUUCCCCUCCACGUGACAGAGUCACUUCUGGAUUCCCCCAACAGCCGCCACAACAGCAACACCAUCAUCAACCUCGUCCUGAAAUGGGCCGAUCGCCCGUUGACAGCAUAAGUAGUUCAAGCAGUUCUUAUGACGGCAGCGACCGAGAAGACGUCCGGAAUGAUUUCCACUCACCUGUUGGCCUGGGGAGAAACCCCAACAAUGAAGACAGGGACAGUCCCUCUAUGAAACGCAUGCGUAUGGACGCUUGGGUGACAUAAAUCCUACCCUUGCUGCAAAGAGCACCCCCCCAGCUUAUCUUAGACAUUUAACAAGGAUGCAAAAUCAGUAUACAUAUAUAAAUAUAUAGAUAUGUCUCGCACACAAGUCCACUGGUUACGUGUGUGUAUGUGUGUACGUGCUCUUGUGUAAUACACACAUUAAUCAGGUACCUGCUGCAAUGACUGUACACAGACAUACAAAUGUCCUCUGUGAUGUGGCACUUACGUGGACUUUUUAAUAACACGUUUGGAGAAAAAGACAUGCAUUAUGCAUAUUAUCAAUAGCAAGGGAUUUUUUUUAUAUUAUCUUAGAAGAAGGGCAGUGAGAAAGUUGGCGAAUUGUAACACCUGCUGGUUUUUUAUUUUUUUUUUUUUUUUUGCAAUGCCCCACACACUGCCUGCAUGCCUUGGGGGGUUCGUAACACUUUCACUGCCAGAGAAGCCUCCAUAGCAGUGGGCUAUUCCUCCUUCAGGAAGCUGAUUGUGAAAGUCAUUGUUUUUUAGGACUUGUAAAAAAAAAAAAAAAAAAAAAGGCAGGAAGCUGGAAACUUUGAAAGCAAUAUUGUACACGAUCAUAUUUGAAUCAACUACACACAGAUCCCUCUUGCAAAAUAAGUACAUAAAGGGCUGACGCCACAUGAUCUAUUUUUGCACGUGUAACAAACAAACAAAAAAAUUGUAUCAGGUCAGAGGAGUGAGAUUUGACUUAAAAUGUGAUUUAAACCUGGGGAAAAAGCAUGAGAAUUUAAAUAAAAUUAGAUUUUAAAAAGAGCUAUAUGCCUUGAUGCAAGGCAUUAAAAAGUAAUAUAUUAAGUUAUAAUUGGAAUAUGUUUGAGAACAUUUCUUUUUAAAUUCAUACCUUGAGAAACAGAGAGAGAACCAAUUUUAGCUUGUGUAUAUUUUCUAUUAUUGGAAAAAAUACCCUUAUGAAUUAAUGACUAUAUAUAUAUAAAAAAGUUAUAUACUUUUGAA